AUGACAAAUGAUAUGGAAUAUAUCACGUUUAGACACAUAAUUAACAAAGAUCAGAAGUUUAAACUAUUAGUGCCUUUGCUGUUCAGUUACGAAAAUAUUUUGAAAUUGAUUAGUUGUAAACUACAGAAAAAUUCUGACCAAAUUUUGUUGUUCAAACCAAAUGAUGUCAGAUCACUUCACAAAUCAACUCAUCCCAAUGUCAAAGCCAUCCUUGAAGCCAUGGACAUGAUAGAUCCUUCUGAUGACAUGACAAUUUGUUUCGAUAUUGCACCAGAAAGUGUCAAAACCGUUGACAGAAGUGACAUCACCGUUAUUGACAAAAAUGGCAAAACGAAACAGAGAUUUGCUAUUUAUUUACCUCGUGGUGAUCAGUCCAAUGAGAGGUUGAUUGAAGAAAUCAACAAAACAGUCACUGAUAAGUACAAAUAUUUUUAUUCUGUCAAUGGAUUUCCACGUGAUUUUGUUCCAGGCGAAAGAGUUGAAUUUAAUCACAGAGUUGUAUUGGAAACAGAACUGGAAGAACCUGAAAAUGAUGAAGAGGUUCUUUUGAGAGUUGUCAAUAGAGAUCAGUUGUUGGGAGAUAAUGGAAAAUUGCCUUAUUAUAUUAAGGAGAAAUCUGAUAAGAAAGUUGAUGAAUUACUCAAGGAAAUCAGUACAAAAACUGGUCAAAUUGUUCACUUAAUUAAGGGAACAAGUAGAAGACCAGAAAUCGCUGAUCACAAGGAUUUGCUCGCAAAGGAUAUUGUCAACAUGAAUAUCGCUGUUAUCACAAAGAUUUCUCUAUCUGCUCUCUACGGAGAAUCAUCUGAACUCAAAAUGAAUAAAUAA
This is a messenger RNA of Trichomonas vaginalis G3, 828 nucleotides long. Its product is annotated as ubiquitinyl hydrolase protein. Lineage: Eukaryota; Parabasalia; Trichomonadida; Trichomonadidae. The record is from RefSeq and is a predicted model, not a curated record. The coding region runs from base 1 to 828 and encodes 275 amino acids. The transcript has a single exon.